GUGUCGGGCUGCCUGUACACGUGAACAUAUUCCACUCACUAGACGUGCUGGCACAAGCCAACUGUGCUGCUCAACUCUUUCAUGGAUACUCUAUACAACUAAUGGAUUAUACCGGCUCAUUCAGUUUACCUGCUAGAGUUUGUUUUUUCUACUGAAAUCACCACCAAACCAUCAGCAGUGGUCAUCUGUCAUCAGCUUCAUUUAGAGAGAUGGCUGCACGUCCAAAGUCAGCCGUUUCUGCUGACACUGAUGUCAACCUUGACUUUCUCACUAAAGAGGAAAAAGAAGCUCUUCUCUCCAAGAAAAUGGAUAUGAUACGCCAAAGGAAUAAAGCCAUAACAGAGAGACAUAAGCUUAUUGAGGCAGAUAGAAGAAAAGCUGAGGAGUCUGGCCAAGCUGUUAAACCUGCAGUAGACAGUCAGAGCCUGCCAGCUGAAGGGGCCUUAAAACCUCGUGCACGUGGCAGAGGACAGGUCAAUUCUAAAGAUUCCUACAGACCUGGUAGAGAGAGGCCAAAGUCUUCAGGGGACUUUCGUGAUUCAAGUAGCUAUGAACCCAUAGUUGACACGUCAGAUCUAGCUAACUAUAAACAUGAUCACAAGGGAAGAGGGAGGGGAAACCGCUCAGAGCUUGAUGGGACAUCUGGCACACCCAAAAACAAACGUAAACCUGCUGCAAAAGAAGAGGAGAGGAUUGAGCACAAGUUUGAAUAUGAACCCAUCAUAGAUAUUAAAGAUCUGGAUCAGAGAUUUUCUCAAGUCUGGGAUGCUCAAUCUGAUGGGCAGGGCAAAGUUUACAAAGGCCGACUGAAGGAUGACCAAGGUCCACCUCCAGAUCCAUCCUUCAAUCCUUUAGCUGACCGCAGGCGCAGUGAGAAGAAGGAGGAAGGGACUGAUCACCGCAGGCAUCCAAGGAACUAUGGGGGAGGUGCAGAUCUGACCAGAGUUAAACAGACAAUGAAAAAUCUGAGAGAAAAGGAGAAAGAAAGGCCAACUGUAAACAAACCACUAGAAAUAAUCAUGACAGGGAAAGAAAGAAGAAACCAUGAAGAAUGGAAGGCAGAGAGGGAACGGUAUGACCAGGAGAGAAUCCAGCGCCAGAUGAACUCUGUUGGCAGCUGGAAGAGAGCAUGGGAUGCUGAAAAAGUUAAUCCAGAAUCAGAUGAGAUGUCCCCAUACAGCUCUAGACUUGAACCAGGCAAACGUCCAGCUGGUCGAAUUGGUAGUGGCCGCUUUGACAGGGGAGAGAGAGAUGAGCGUCCUAGAAGUGCUGUCAUUGGGAAAGGUGGUCUUCAAGUCACAGAAAACAGUGGUACACCAGCGCGGCUGGAGCAGCCCCCCACUUCACCUCAACAUCACCCUGUCACACCAGCCUCACCCCAGCAUCACCCAGCUGGUGUGGACAGCAAGCCACAGCGGGGUAGAGGUCGAGGGAGGGGGAGGGGGCGUGGAGAAAAGUCCCCUCGGCCCAGAACCUGGUCAGGUGGAGAUGAUCGUUUUGUUGAGUGCCAGAAGGAAGUGUUGCUGGUCAAGUUUGACAACACAGCAGGAGACAACAGCGUGGAAGUAGAGUACGACGACCCCACUCAACCGCUCAGUACACCAGGCAAGGGGCCCACUGGCCGCACACCCAACCAAGCACCUAAACAACAGCGCAGACAUCCACCCAAAAGAAAAUCUCCCCAGAAAGAAAAAAGUGCCUCCAAUCAUGAGCUGACUGGCCCAGCAGCUGAUCUGCCAGUGGAGCCGUGCAGCACGGAGAGUCGUGUCAGGACAUCCUCCCACUCACACAGCUAUGGAGACAGUGAAGAGUGGGAGGACUGCACGGAGUCCUCAGGUGCCUUGGAGGAGGAGACAGACACUGCAGGACAGGACUUGCAUCUGGAAUGUAGGUUAAACCCAGAGGCCCCAGAAUUUCUGCCCACUUCCCCUGAUUUCCUCAAGACCCCACCAGGUCAUGUGAAAGUAUUAAACUGGGCCAGUGAUGGGAGCCCAACCUCUCCCCUCUCUCAAGGAUCCUCUCCACAUCUUGCACACAAUCUCUCACCUAAGCUCUCUGCUCACUCCCCUCCUUCAGCUGCUUCACUGGUCAAACCAUCAAAGGAGACAGAAGAUACAGUGCCUGUUGCAGAUGAACCGGUCAAACCAUCAAAGGAGACAGAAGAUACAGUGCCUGUUGCAGAUGCACUGGUCAAACCAUCAAAGGAGACAGAAGAUACAGUGCCUGUUGCAGAUGAACCGUUUAUCCCAGCUGAGAAUGAACACAUGAGCCCAGAAGAAGAAGAAGAUAAUUUUCAUGAUACUGUGGAAUCUCAAAAGUCUUCCCUUCUGCCUGUGGAUGAGUCACAGCAGUUCACUAACAACCUACAGAGUCAGUCAGAAAAAGAUGCACAGCUGCAAGAGUCAGAGAAAAAGCUGCAGGAGUCAGAGAAACAUGCACAGCUGCAGGAGCCAGAGAAAGAUGCACGGCAGCAGGAGUCAGAGAAAGAUACACAGCAGCAGGAGUCAGAGAAAAAGCUGCAGGAGUCAGAAAAAGAUACACAGCUGCAGGAGUCAGUAAAAGAUACACAGCUGCAGGAGUCAGAGAAAGAUGCACAGCUGCAGGAGUCAGAGAAAGAUACACAGCUGCAGGAGUCAGAGAAAGAUGCACAGCUGCAGGAGUCAGAGAAAGAUGCACAGCUGCAGGAGUCAGAAAAAGAUGCACAGCUGCAGGAGUCAGAGAAAGAUACACAGCUGCAGGAGCAAGUGGCUGAAGAUGUCCCUUGUAUGACUGAGAGAUGUGAAGCUAAUGUUUUAGGAGAUGCCCCACUAUGUACCCAGUCAUCUAUGACUGAGAGAUGUGAAGCUAAUGUUUUAGGAGAUGCCCCACUAUGUACCCAGUCAUCUAUGACUGAGAGAUGUGAAGCUAAUGUUUUAGGAGAUGCCCCACUAUGUACCCAGUCAUCUAUGACUGAGAGAUGUGAAGCUAAUGUUUUAGGAGAUGCCCCACUGUGUACCCAGUCUUCUAUGACUGAGAGAUGUGAAGCUAAUGUUUUAGGAGAUGCCCCACUAUGUACCCAGUCUUCUAUCACCAAAGAUCCCACUGCUGAAAUGAUAUCAUCAGGUUCCUGAGAUCACUCCAGAUCACAAAGAGGAAUUUUUAACAUUUUUUCGAAAUAGAAAAAAAAAAAAUUGUUUUAUCUGAAAUUGUGUGCAGGUAUGUCAAAUUGAAUAAAAAAUAUUUGGAGAAAAAAGUGGUAUAAAAGUUGCUUGACUUAAAUUGUUUGAAGAAAAAAGUGGUUUAAAAGCUGCUUGACUUAAAUUUUGGAGAAAAAAGUGGUAUAAAAGUUGCUUGACUUCAAUUGUUUGGAGAAAGUGCUACGAAUAUUUUUUGACUCUGUAUAUAUACUUAUUUUAGCCAUGUGCAAUAUUUACUGUAACACCAACAUAAUUAUUAUUCAUGCUAAUUAUUUUAAAUAAAUCAAUAAAGUGA
This is a messenger RNA of Physella acuta, 3471 nucleotides long. Its product is annotated as coiled-coil domain-containing protein 9. The record is from RefSeq and is a predicted model, not a curated record. NCBI's taxonomy places the organism in Eukaryota, Metazoa, Mollusca, Gastropoda, Physidae.